AUGGACGCACACGAAUAUAGAGAUAGAGGCAAGAAAAUGAUUGACUACAUAGCGGACUAUUUGGAGAACAUACGCGAGCGCGACGUUUUUCCUCACGUGCAACGUUUUUUGGUCUCUGCCCUCCCCGACAAUGCUCCUGAGGAAGGCGAGACUUUUGAAGACAUCUUUAAGGACGUAGAGUCUCUUAUUAUGCCUGGGAUCACGCAUUGGCAAAGUCCUUAUAUGCAUGCGUACUUUCCUGCCCUCAACAGCUAUCCGUCACUUCUGGGAGACAUGCUGGCCAAUGGAGUGAAUUGCUUAGGAUUUACAUGGGCGUCCAGUCCAGCUUGCACCGAGCUUGAGAUCGUGACCAUGGAUUGGUUGGCCAAGGCCAUUGGACUGCCCGAUGAUUUCUUACAUUCCAAGACUCAGAGUCACGGUGGAGGUGUAAUUCAAACCACCGCCAGUGAGUCGACGUUUGUGUGUCUGUGGCCGGAAGAACGGAGGCCAUUCGAGAUAUCAAACGCAUUUUCGGAUGCUGCGGAUGCUGAGAUCAACAGCCGACUGGUCUAUUUGUCGGAUCAAGCCCAUUCAUCUGUGGAGAAGGCAGGAUUAGUGGGACUGGUCAAGAUCCGAUACGUAGAGAGUGAUGAACAUUUCAGCCUCCGUGGAGACAAGCUCAGGAAGCCAUCGACUUCGAUAAAAAAAUGGGCUGAUACCCUCUUUCUUUGUGUACCCCUUGGUACAACUGCCUGCACGUUUGACAAUCUAGCGGAAUUGGGACGAUUUUGUCAAGAAGAGCAAUUGUGGCUUCAUGUUGAUGCAGCCUAUGCUGGGUCAGCAUUUAUUUGUGAAGAGCAUCGUCAUUGGAUGAGAGGAAUACAGUUUGCCGACAGCCUGGCUUUCAACCCUUCAAAAUGGCUGAUGGUACAUUUCGAUUGUACUGCAAUGUGGGUGAAGAACAGUCACGCUUUGCAUCGAACUUUCAAUGUUGAACCGCUGUACUUGAAGCACGAAAAUACUGGUCUGGCCAUUGAUUACAUGCAUUGGCAAGUACCUUUAAGUCGAAGAUUCCGCGCUCUGAAACUCUGGUUCGUUCUGCGAAAUUACGGAAUUUCCGGGCUUCAAAAGCACAUUCGAGAGAACGUGGCGUUGGCAAAAAGAUUUGAGGAGCUGGUGAAAUCUGACGAUAAUUUUGAGAUUCCGGCGAAACGGCAUAUGGGAUUGGUAGUGUUCAGACUGAAGGGAGAAAAUGAGCUCACCGAGCGUCUCCUUAAAGAAUUGAAUCAGUCGGGCAAGCUUCAUUGUGUCCCGGCAUCUUUGAAAGGGAAAUAUAUCAUUCGCUUCACCGUAACAUCGCCAAGAACCACAGAGGAAGACAUUUGCCGAGAUUGGGCCAUUAUUCAAAAAUAUGCUCAACGCCUUCUGGGAAUCAGUCCUGCGGAACCCGUCAGACGUGUUAAAUUGAAAGAUACCAAGGCUAAGGACUCCUUCUUUGGUACGAGCCUCCUGUUAGCGAAUAUUGGCCCAAACAGUCCCAACACGCCCAAGGUCAUCAAUGGGAGUUAUGCCGCUCUCUUUGAGAGUACGGAUAUCAUGGAAGAUCUGAACCAAAAAUUUGACGGGAUGAAACAAGAUCGGGGGUGGCUAAGAAAAUGGAUUCUGCCAGGCGUUACCAAAGCCAUUCCAAAGCAUAUGGUACAACCAGUAACUGUUUGGGGUCCAAAACUACCAAUUGGAUUGGGGAACUGUCCCAAAAUCAAGGCAACGGGGAGUCACGUGUAUGUCUCGGCCGAGGACACCAAAGAGUUCAGUCGGCUUUACGCCAACUUGGUGGGUCACUCCAAACAAAGCAAGGAGGUGCAAGAGCUUUUAGAUCUACUUCGCAAAUGUCAUAUAGUCUCCUAAAUGUUGAUGCAUGUGAGUCCGUGUUUCUUUUAGUCUUGUUUUUGUUGAUACGAUGCGUGUAUAGACCUGAAAUAAAAGAUCUAAUGUCUGGUGGA
Messenger RNA from Tigriopus californicus, 1982 nucleotides. RefSeq names its product histidine decarboxylase-like. The record is from RefSeq and is a predicted model, not a curated record. Gene Ontology annotation, molecular function: pyridoxal phosphate binding; histidine decarboxylase activity. Gene Ontology annotation, biological process: L-histidine catabolic process; histamine biosynthetic process. NCBI's taxonomy places the organism in Eukaryota, Metazoa, Arthropoda, Copepoda, Harpacticoida, Harpacticidae.